This is a messenger RNA of Cuscuta campestris, 1747 nucleotides long. NCBI's taxonomy places the organism in Eukaryota, Viridiplantae, Streptophyta, Magnoliopsida, Solanales, Convolvulaceae. The record is from the annotation of a GenBank genome assembly.
UUCUCUCUUCUUCUCCAUAAAAAAGCUUGCGAGUUAUAAUCAUCUAAAAGUUUUAGGGUUCCGAUCGAUUGCUCCGGUACAAUCGGACUGUUCUUGAUAUGGUUUGGUCGUGGCCUGCUAUCGGAGCUCGCGAUAACUGCCUCCCUCUCUUCACCGUCGUCAGGCUACUUUUUGCGGCGGCGCUCUCGGCGGCGAUGGGGUGUUUCUUCAGCUGCUUCCGCGUUAGCCGCGGCAGAGGCGAUUCUCCUGCGGCUGAUCGAUCCCGUUACAGAACCGUAUCCCAACCUGAAGUGCACUGCAAUUGGAGUCAGUUUUAUUCUUUAUUCAUUUCGGACGAGAAAGAAGAUCAAUAUGGCGUGGAAGCCAUGGCAAAGGAGAAACAUGACAAUGUGAUCUCUGCGCAUGAGUUGGACAUUACAGAGCUCAAGCACCAGGCUAAAUUUCUCAAAGCUUGUGGAACCUUACCCGAAACCCCUGUUGAAGUUUUAAAAUUAUCGAAAGAAUGUGAAGAUUCAUCAUCUCAGAACGGUGCAUUGUUUCCUUCAGAUCACAACUCCUGGCUACCUGACAUGUCCAUUGUUAACCAAACCCUGCAUUCACAUCCUGAACAACCUCUAACACCUUCCAAAAACUGUGACAAAUUGAUGGAGGGUUCAGUUUCUGCUCUCGUUACUCCUGCUAGCUGCAUGAAGGAUGUGGGAAACAGCACUGGUUCCUCCAGUUCCAUUCAUGGCAGUCCAUCGAUUGAGAUUAAUCUUGACCAGGCUGAUAUUUACUCUGAUCCAUCAGUUUCACCUGUAAUUCUUCCUAGUUCUACACGCAUAAAUAAAUCUGUUCGUUUUGAGGUCGAUUCUUACCCUUCAGUUUCAGCAAAGGCAUUUUCUUCCAAACUAGCUCGUCUAAAACCCCAUCAUUCACCCUACCCAACCCCCUUGAAACUAACUGAUGACAUGCAAACUCCUGGCACUAUUUUCCCAUCAUACACAAAGGACAUGCCAAAUGUAAAAGUUCCCCGGUUCAGGUGCCAAUAUGUCGGUUCCACCUUAAACCUGGCAGAAAAAGAAUCUCAGCUGAAGGGAUUGGUGGGUGAAGGUUCUACUUCCUUUCAAGACUGUAAUAAUACUUCAACGGAAUUGCCGAGUGGAAUGGGAGAAUCUGAUGCACAGCCCAAGGAAACAAACUUUGACUCAGUGAUUGGCAGAGAAGCCACCACAUCCAUGGAGGAAUCAAAGUUGGAAGCCAGUCAGUCUUCAUGGUGGAAACCACCUCUUAACCAGGAAGAUACUAAUUUACAUUUAGGCGGAAGUGUUCCUAUUCGUGGAACUCCAGGGGACAGGCCUAUACUUGGGAUGGUUGCUGCUCACUGGAAUGAUGAUGGCCCCCCUUCUAAUAUCUCACCUAAAUGGUGCGGCGCCAAUGGAAUUCCAAAUACCACUACAAAGUACAAAGAGGAUCAGAAAGUGAGUUGGCACGCAACGCCAUUUGAGGAGAGAUUAGAGAAGGCCCUAUGUGAUGAAACAUUCGUCUUACGGAGGUGGAAGCAAAUCAGCGGUCCGCCGGCAAUCACUUUUGAUGACAAUGAAAGGCUCAUUUCCUCUAUGACCUAAAGAAACUUAAACUCUGCUCUCAUUUCCAGCACUCCAUCUAUAUAUGCUUCUCAAGUCAUUGUGAGUUAAACACUUUGAUCAAUACCCUUUGGGAUGUGCCAGAAUUUUCAUUCCUUGGAUGAAUAGGCUUUAUCCUUUUG